Molecule: messenger RNA, 1612 nt
Organism: Beta vulgaris subsp. vulgaris (sugar beet)
Lineage: Eukaryota; Viridiplantae; Streptophyta; Magnoliopsida; Caryophyllales; Amaranthaceae
Product: aspartate aminotransferase, cytoplasmic
Exons: 12
Coding region: 178-1395 (405 amino acids)
Biological process (GO): biosynthetic process; amino acid metabolic process
Cellular component (GO): mitochondrion
Molecular function (GO): pyridoxal phosphate binding; L-aspartate:2-oxoglutarate transaminase activity
Source: RefSeq, a predicted model, not a curated record
UUUUCCUCUUCCCCAAGCCACAAUACACAAAGCACACAUUUUACAAAAUACGUGAUCAAUUACCGCUGCGCCCACCGAUUUCCUGCACUAUACAACUACAAAACAACCUUUUACUUAAGCUCUUAAACCUCUAAAAUCUCAUAAUCUCUCCAUAUUUGAUAACUGUAAAACUCUUUCAUGGAUUCCAUUUUCGCUAAUGUCGUUCAAGCUCCCGAAGAUCCUAUUCUAGGAGUCACUGUUGCUUAUAACAAGGAUCCUAGUCCUGUAAAGUUGAAUCUAGGAGUUGGUGCUUAUCGAACUGAGGAAGGAAAACCUCUUGUGUUGAAUGUUGUUAGAAAAGCUGAGCAAAAAUUGGUUAAUGAUCCGUCGCGUGUGAAGGAAUAUCUUCCGAUUCUCGGAUUGGUGGACUUCUAUAAGUUGUCUGCUAAGCUCAUUCUUGGUGCUGACAGCCCUGCCAUAUUGGAGAACAGGGUUGCUUCUGCCCAGUGUUUGUCUGGUACAGGAUCACUCAGGGUUGGAACUGAAUUUCUUGCAAGGCAUUACAACCAACGCACAAUAUACAUUCCACAACCAACAUGGGGAAACCAUCCGAAAGUCUUCACCUGUGGAGGGCUAAAUGUAAAGGGUUACCGAUACUAUGACCCAGCAACUCGGGGUCUAGACUUACAAGGUCUCUUGGAGGAUCUUAAUGCUGCUGACUCGGGAGCAAUAGUGCUUUUCCAUGCAUGUGCUCAUAAUCCAACUGGUGUUGAUCCAACCUUGGAACAAUGGGAACAGAUAAGACAGUUGAUGAGGUCAAAAGGGUUGUUACCUUUCUUUGACAGUGCCUACCAGGGAUUUGCAAGUGGCAGCCUUGAUGAAGAUGCACAGUCUGUUCGUAUGUUUGUUGCAGAUGGAGGUGAAUGUUUCAUAGCUCAAAGUUACGCAAAAAAUAUGGGUCUCUAUGGGGAACGUGUUGGUGCCCUUAGCAUUGUCUGCAAGACAGCAGAUGUUGCUAGCAGGGUGGAAAGCCAGCUGAAGCUUGUGGUCCGGCCCAUGUACUCCAAUCCCCCUCUUCAUGGAGCGUCCAUUGUAGCCAGCAUCCUUAAAGACAAGAGUUUAUAUGAUGAAUGGACUAUUGAGCUUAAGGAAAUGGCAGAUCGAAUUAUCAGCAUGCGCCAGCAGCUUUUUGAUGCAUUAAAUGCUAGAGGUACACCUGGAGACUGGAGUCACAUCAUCAAGCAGAUUGGAAUGUUCACUUUCACAGGCUUGAAUGCUGAUCAAGUAACUUUCAUGAGGGCAGAGUACCAUAUCUAUAUGACAUCUGAUGGGAGGAUAAGCAUGGCUGGUUUGAGUUCUCGAACUGUCCCCCAUCUUGCAGAUGCUAUACAUGCUGCUGUUACUCGAGCUGCCUAAAUUAAGACACUUUUUGGAGCACAUGUGCGGAUCUUUCUUGGAAAAGCUCUACACCUUUUUGCUUCUUUCGAGUAAAAUUGAUUGGUUUCGGACUUGGGAGUUGGGGCUUCUACGUGUUUCAAGAAAAUAAAUUUGAAAUAGCAACUUGAACAUAUUCCUUUGGAAAUUGUUGUCCAAUUGGAUCUACCAAUGAAUAUCUCAUGCGUUUUCCUCUUCA